Molecule: messenger RNA, 5011 nt
Organism: Lates calcarifer (barramundi perch)
Lineage: Eukaryota; Metazoa; Chordata; Actinopteri; Centropomidae
Product: SH2B adapter protein 2
Exons: 9
Coding region: 272-2371 (699 amino acids)
Biological process (GO): antigen receptor-mediated signaling pathway; intracellular signal transduction
Cellular component (GO): plasma membrane
Molecular function (GO): transmembrane receptor protein tyrosine kinase adaptor activity
Source: RefSeq, a predicted model, not a curated record
CUGAUUCUCUCUGGCUUGUCAGCGGUCUUUGGACAGCAGAGCUGGAGCUACAGCAACACAGUGUGUCGAGCAGAGAGAUGGAGGCAGAGCUGAGCGGCUGUGAGCUCGUAUAACCCGGAGAGGGAAACAUCAGCUGAAAGAGGGAACGAACCAUGUCUGAUCUCGCGGAGUGAACACCCUCACAGCAAAACCAGGCUCGUCCCAGAGACACCAGCGUCAUGAAGCCAGUCCUGUAUUGAGCCUCUCCUCGGUGGGUUGGCAUGGCCCAGUGAUGAACGGAGCGGUGGUGCCCGGUAGCCCGGAGCUCUCCUCCUCGUGCCCACUGCCUGACUGGCGAGAGUUCUGUGAGCUCCACGCUCGAGCCUCCGCUGCAGACUUUGCCGACAAAUUCCAGCGCUUCCUGUCGGAGAACCCGUGCUACGACUCGCCCGGCGCAGAUGCCAGCUUCUCGCAGCACUUCGCCCACCACUUCCUGGAGUGCUUCUCUGCAGCGCUGACCCAGGCCCGUGAGAACCAGGCUUCCUCGCCAGGGGAGAACGGCUCCAGCGCGGCGCCCAAGUACAGCAUUGUUCCUUUCCUGGGAAUCCAGGGCUGCCCUCUGUCCUACGGUCACGACCUCUACCAGAGACGCAAGGACGCCGGGGCUUCGAGUGAGUCCCUGGACAGUAUGGACAGCGGAGGGGGAGGGAUAGAUGGGGGAGGUGGUGGCACCAGUGCCACCCGAGGCCCCCAGCCGACCCACAAGGUGUCUGCUCUGGGACAGUCCCGCAGCUCGGAGGAUGUAUCGGUCAGUCACCCCAAAGCUCGCUUCAAAAAGGGCUUCUCCCUGAGGAACAUGAGCCUGUGCGUGGUGGAUGGGGUGAAGGAGAUGUGGCACCGACGGGCCUCCCCUGAGCCCGACCCUCCCUCUGGAGCCAGGAAGGCUAAUGGGGGAGGAGGAGGGGGAGGGGGAGGAGGAGCAGGGGGGGAGGCUGCAGGGGGAGAGAAGUGGUCCCAGAAGCUGCGGCUCCCCAGAGGUUCCCAGGGCCACAAGGCUGAGCUGCUUGAAAUCCAGAGGGAGGGAGCGCUGAGGUACAUGGUGGCUGAUGACACAAACUGUAUGGGCGCUGCACAGUGGCAGAAGUGCCGCCUGCUGCUGAGGAAGACGAAGAGGGAGGAAGGAGGAGAGAAGUUCCUGCUGGAGUUCUACGUACCACCAAAGUCCUCCAAGCCCAAAGUGAGCAUCCCUCUGUCAGCCAUCGUGGAGGUGAGGACCACCAUGCCGCUGGAGAUGCCUGACAAGGACAACACCUUUGUUCUUAAGGUGGAAAACGGGGGAGAGUACAUCCUGGAAACCAUCGACUCGCUGCAGAAGAACUCCUGGGUUGCUGACAUCCAGGACUGCACAGACCCAGGUGACAGCGGCGAUGACAUCGAGCUGGCGUCGUGUCCUCAUGGUCAGGCCUCCAAAGACUGCUCCAUGGUGGCCUCCUGCAGCUGCGAGCUGCUGUCUGAGGGUGUGUAUCGUGCUCCGGAGAGGUCAUGUCCUACAGCAGCAGAGCAUUACAGCGCCCCCUCAGUCCGUUGCAGGGAACCCCCCUUCACCCAGCACCCAUCUCACAUGCCUUUAGAGCGCUUCCUCCAGUCCCCAGAGGCCCAGGGCUCCAACUCCUCUGCAGGUGAAGGAGCAAAAGACUCAGAUGGCGAUGCCAGCUUGGCGGGUUACCCAUGGUUCCAUGGUACGCUGUCUCGUGUGCGUGCUGCUCAGCUGGUGCUGGCAGGCGGGGCCAGGAGCCACGGGCUCUUUGUGAUUCGUCAGAGCGAGACACGGCCGGGCGAGUAUGUCCUUACCUUCAACUUCCAGGGCAAAGCCAAGCAUUUGCGCUUGUCGGUGAACGAGAACGGGCAGUGCCACGUCCACCACUUGUGGUUCCACACUGUGUCGGACAUGUUGAGACACUUCCACGCCCACCCCAUCCCCCUCGAGUCUGGAGGCUCAGCUGACAUCACAUUACGCUCCUAUGUACAAGUGCAGCGAAGCUCCAGCACAGAUGUGACCGUGACUCCAGUUCUCACCCCACCCAGGGAGGCAGGCUGCCGGACAGAUUCAGCUCAGCCGGCCCUCCACCCUCCUGGGAUCCCAGCGCCUGCUGGGCCUCCUCCUGAUGCCCCACUCUCCUCAAGCACCUCCUCCUCACCCACCGCCCUCCCCUCCCUCUCCCGCAGUGACCCAGGUACCGGAGGAGGAGGAGGAGUAGGAGGAGGGUUAGUGAGCCGGAGCAACAGCUCUGAGCGCCUGCUGGAGGCCUCUAGUGGUGCGUCCGAGGACUACCACGAUGCCGAUGGGACUCGCAGGGCCCGAGCCGUGGAGAACCAGUACUCUUUCUACUAAACCGCCCAGGGCAGGGUUCAGCCAUGUAUUUUUCUGGAUGAGAUGCAGAAAGUUGGAGGUGACGUGGGACGCUGUGCUGAUGAUGAAAACGGUCCAAAUCACUGGAUCACCCAUUGUUUUGUUUGUUUUUGCUUCAAGGUCAUUUCCUGGUUCUCUGAUUUGAGAAAGGAGGUGACAUCAUGCCGAGCCAUUUGUCCACGCUGGUAAACUCCUCAGGCUCUUUGUUUCAGACACAUUUGUGAAGGUAGGAGUAAACAGACAAACAGAGGGCUAUAGGUAGACAUGGAGAGGGUGAGAUUGGACCUAGUUGUAGAAAUUGCAAUGGUGAAAAUAAGCGUAGGCAGCGGAAACAGGAGGAAGUCAUCUAGUGGAGUCAUGUGGCUUUGAUUCACCUCCUCAGACCACUUCCUGUUCACCCUUGCCCACAGUUCCCUGGGAGCAGAGCCUGUGUCACCACCCCGCUGAAGGACUGAGAGUUUGAAAUGACCCCGAAGAAACAGUCCCUCCCCUUCAGAGCUCUUCUGAGCUCCUGAGAGCAUCCCAUUAAUGUUUGUAAAGCUGCUUUGAGUCUGUCCCGGAUAUCCUCACUGUCCCUGCGGGGUUUCCCUACAAAGUCCUGCUCUGGGUCUCUGCUCUACACUAACAUCAGUACAGCAAUCAUGGGUGUGUUAGUGUUAGCUCAGAUAUGUUUUUCUUAAAUGUGUACAGCCUAAAGGGUCUUAGUGCCUGACAGUUACCUUGGACUUGAACAGACUGUUGCCUACAGCGAUGAGGAGGAUGAUGUUGACAUAAUCACAACAGCCCGAAAUAUAAAUGCAGGUGAUUAUUUUACCAUCGGUUUCUGCUUAAAACAUAACUGAAUGCGCAUAUCUCUGCAUACUGAAAUGGUUUUGUUCUUGCAGUUUUAUUGGUGGCUGCACAGGUGGUCAUAUGUUGUGUUACAAAAUCAGUUUCGAAAUGUUGAAAUGGAGGAUGAACAACACAAGUUCAGUCUGUACGAAUAUGGCAGGAUGGCUCCCAUUUUGCUGUCAUACUGGGUUAUUUCUAUGAGUGUGUGGUGGUGUAUUAGAGUCCAAAUGUCUUUCAAUGAUCAGUGUGCUACAGUAGUGUUUCUGAAACAUGGUUUUCGGGGUCCCUCCGUCUGGUGCUGGUUCUGUAUCAAGCUCAUCAUAUUGAUAACCUGUAGAUUAGAUAUGCUGUUAAUAUAGGAGUUCACUUUGAAGUAAUGCCUUGAAGAUAUUAUUAUACCAAAAUCCAGCAGAGGGAGGGACUUGGGACUUGUUUUUUAGAGAGGUGGCAGUAUUGCGUACUGUUAGUGCGGCCUGCAGGUGAACUUGUGGGUGUGAACUGGAAUGGUACAGUUUGUAAAGUAAAGGGUACUAGAUGGCCAUGCUUGAAUAGAAGAAUGCACUGCAUGCCGACACAGCACUGAGAUUCAGCAUUUUGUGGUAAUAAAUCAAAAGAAAACCUAAUUUUCACACCACAAAACAUUAAGGUUGAUAAGAACUGACACCUAAACUACAUUAUAAUAUGAAAUAUCAAUUAAAAUAUCCUGUUAAAGGAAAAGUUAAGACAUUUGGGAGUUAGAGUCACAUGAACCUAUGCUGCAAGCAGCUGGCUAAUUCACAGUAGCUUAGCAUAAAGACAGGAAAUGAUUGAACAGCCAGACUGUCUCUGUCCAAAUCGAACACCUCUAAGGCUCUUUAAUUAAAAUGUAUCUCAUUUGUUUAGUCCAUAUAAAAAUUGCAAAAAUGACAAUGACAGGAUUACGUGUGAGACUAUUUCUCGGUGGGGACCAGUUGCUAGGCAGCCAGUGGAGAAGUUACUGAUCCUGACUCAAAUCCAACCAAGAAAUAGUACGACAUAUAUCACCCUUGUAAAAUGGUGAUUUGUUGUUUUUACACUUUAACUUUUGACAUAAUGUGCUAAUUAGUUAGCUUUAGAGUGGCUAGUAGGUGGAUUUUGUUAGCUUUGGACAGAGCUAGGCUAGCUGUUUCCUCCAGUCUCCAGGUUUUGUGUGAAGUUAAAUUAGCCAGCUGAGUGUUAUUAAUGCUCCUCAUCCGUCUUUCAGCAAGGUAUCAAAUAAUUUCCAAAAUGUUGUGAGCAUGUUUCCUUUAAAGCUUGUUUGUUACACUUGAAAACAUAAAAACAGACGCCCUUCAAAUUACUGCAAGCAGGCAGUACGCAGCUACUGUAUUUCAAACAUAGUGUGCAACACUUUUGUUCAGUUGAAAUAAACAUAUCAAGGCUCAACGUCUGUCUUGUCAAGCAUGGCCAUUUAGCUUCGAAGGUGAAUUUGAUUGGAGGAGCAGACAAAGCAGUUCAUGUGCCAAUUUGAAUCCUAUUUUUGAAACAUAUUUAUUCCUCAGCCGUUGUAAAUUACAUUUUUCCUAUUGAGUCUUAUUUAUGUACAAUUGAUUGAUUCUUCUUGAUGAAACAUCCUCAGUGGAACCUGUCUGUUGCAACAGUCCAUCUCACAUAUCACAGAUUUGCUCAUGUCUCCCUUUUAUUUUCUUAACACUUCUUAAAGCUGAAUUUUCUGUUGUCUGACUGAGUUUUGAAGAGUCUGUGCAAUUUUGUACAAAGUGAUGUACUUGACAUACUACUUUAUAUUUCUGUGAAUAAAAUGUGAACAAACUA